UGUUUUAUUUCAGUAUUGAUACGAACACUGAGGUGUUCGCUAUAAAUACUUUUUACUAUUUUUGUUAUUUUUAGUUUAUGUUCGUUAUGUCUAGAGUGUGAUUAGUGAAGACUUAGCAGUGAACUAGUAAAAAUGCCGGUGCAGCAGCUGGAAGAUAAACUAGAAAACUUCAAAGUGGUGGCAGUAAAUGAUGAUUUGAAUUCGGCCAAAAAGCCAAAUUUGAAAGGAGAUUGGUUGAAUAUUUUCCUAUUAUUGAUGCUGUAUACGAUGCAAGGCUUAGCGUUUGGUUUAGGAUCGGUAAUGCCAAUUAUUUUGCAAAGCAACAAAUAUGUGUCUUACAAUGAUCAAGCUAUAUUCAGUUUAGUUGAAUGGCCGAAUAGCUUAAAACUUAUAUGGGCCCCUUUGGUAGACGCACUGUACGUACAAAAGAUGGGCAGACGAAAAUCUUGGCUGAUACCAGUCCAAUAUUUAAUGGGAGCAUCCUUUAUUUAUUUGGCCUGCAAUAUCGACGAAUGGUUGCCGGAUACGCGUAAACCGGAUAUAUUGAAAUUGGUAUCAGUACUUUUCUUCACGAACUUCUUGGCCUCUACGCUAGACAUAGUCGUCGACGGUUGGUCACUAACAAUGCUCAAGCGGAAUAACGUAAGCUAUUCAUCUACAUGCAAUGUAACCGGUAUGGUGAUGGGUGUGAUGAUAAGUUAUAUGUUUUCAGUCUUAUUUACAUCAGAAGACUUCAGCAACAUGUAUUUACGGUUCAGGCCAGAUGUGGGAGGACUAUUCACUAUGAAGGGUUUAUUGUAUGCUUGGGGUAUUCUUUUUAUAAUAAUAACUACAUUGGUUGCAAUUUUUAAAAAAGAAAAAGAUAACAGAUUAGAGGAAGACCACGUAAAGCUCAACAUUAUUCAAAACUAUUCACUUCUAUGGGACAUUUUAAAACUACCUAGUAUUCAAUUAUUGGCAUUAACAUUGCUGACAGCAAGGAUUGGAUUUGCUGCAACUGACAGUCUAUCGAUUUUAAAACUCAUUGAUGCGGGAAUACCAAAAGACAACAUUAUGGUUGUACACACAUCAAUUUUAGUCGUAAAAAUUAUUAUGCCACUUUUUUUAGCGAAAUACACUUCUAGCCCAAAACCUUUGAACGUGUACCUAACAGCAAAUCCUAUCAGAUUACUUUGGAAUAUUUCAUUUUUGGCAUUAAUUUAUUAUACACCAGAAUUGAUAACAAUAAAUGGGUUUGUUAAUAUUCCAGUAUAUUACAAUGCACUUUUCGCAUUUAUAUUAUCAAUACAUAAGAUUCUACCCUACAUUAUGACUUCAUCUAUAAUAGCUUUUUUCUGUCAAAUAAGUGAUUCACGUUUUGGUGGUACCUACAUGACAUUAAUGAAUACAUUUUUCAAUUUGGGAGGAGCGUGGUCGUCUUCGGUCGCCAUUGGAAUGGUAGAUUUCUUAACGUUUAAAGCAUGUUCUUCAGAUCACCAGAAUAAUUGCUCUACAGCAAAUUUAAAAAACAUGUGUAAAACCAAUGGAGGAGAUUGUGUUGUUAUAGUGAACGGUUAUUACGUAGAAACGGCCGUGUGUUCCAUAAUCGGAAUCGUUUGGUUUUGCAUUUUCAGAAUUAUCCUUAAAAAUUUUCAAAUUAUGGGCCCUUCUCAUUGGUUGGUUAAUAUAAGGAGACCUUCCAGUGAGUAAAAUUAAAUAAUAAUUGUUAAAUGAAUAUUGCUCAAUACCCAUUUAGCCGUAGUGAUUAACAUUUAAAGUCCUAAAUAUAUCUAUUGUGAAUAAUUUAUU
Myzus persicae (green peach aphid) is the source of this 1788-nucleotide messenger RNA. Its product is annotated as acetyl-coenzyme A transporter 1-like. Gene Ontology annotation, cellular component: membrane. NCBI's taxonomy places the organism in Eukaryota, Metazoa, Arthropoda, Insecta, Hemiptera, Aphididae. Bases 133 to 1689 code for a protein of 518 amino acids. The transcript has 9 exons. The record is from RefSeq and is a predicted model, not a curated record. Gene Ontology annotation, molecular function: acetyl-CoA transmembrane transporter activity.